Messenger RNA from Aspergillus mulundensis, 1086 nucleotides. RefSeq names its product NAD(P)-dependent alcohol dehydrogenase. The transcript is spliced from 3 exons. Gene Ontology annotation, molecular function: alcohol dehydrogenase (NADP+) activity; zinc ion binding. Bases 1 to 1086 code for a protein of 361 amino acids. The record is from RefSeq and is a predicted model, not a curated record. NCBI's taxonomy places the organism in Eukaryota, Fungi, Ascomycota, Eurotiomycetes, Eurotiales, Aspergillaceae. Gene Ontology annotation, biological process: alcohol metabolic process.
AUGGCGCAGCAGGACUACAAGUUCGAAGGAUGGAUGGGCCUGGACAAGAACUCGGCGGACGGCAACAUGGUCUGGCAGGAGUUUGAGCCAAAGCCUUGGGAAGAAACGGAUGUUGAUAUCAAGAUCACGCACUGCGGUAUCUGCGGAUCUGACUUGCACACUCUCCGAAGUGGUUGGAGACCUGCUCUUUACCCUUGCUGUGUAGGCCACGAGAUCGUUGGCACGGCCGUCCGCGUCGGUUCCAAGGCCGUUGGAGGCAUCAAGGUUGGAGACCGAGUCGGAGUCGGUGCGCAGAGUGACGCCUGUGUGGGCCGCUUCGGCGACUGUCCCGAAUGCGCAAUGGGCUGGGAGAACUACUGCUCGCACAAGUUUGUGUCAACUUACAACAGCGUGCAUUUCAAUGGCGGUAAAUCCUACGGUGGUUACGGGUUGUAUAACCGUUGUCCUUCCCACUUUGUGAUCAAAAUCCCCGAUGCUGUUCCCUCUGCCGAAGCUGCGCCGAUGCUUUGUGGCGGUGUCACUCUCUAUGCCCCGUUGAAGCAUAACAACUGCGGGCCUGGAAAGCGCGUCGGAAUUAUUGGUGUUGGAGGUCUUGGACACUUUGGUGUUCUCUUUGCUAAGGCUUUGGGUGCUGAUAAAGUUGUUGCUAUCUCGCGAAAGAAGGGGAAGAGCGAGGAUGCGCUGAAGAUGGGCGCUGAUCUCUAUAUCGCGACUGACGAUGAGCCGGACUGGGCUACCAAGUACGCUCGCUCUUUGGAUUUGAUUGUUUGCACCGUCUCCUCGACUAAGAUGCCUAUGACCGAGUAUGUUGGCCUGCUUGCAACGAAUGGCAGCUUUGUGCAGGUUGGUCUGCCUGAGGACGGAACGCUCAAUGCACCAGUUGCGAACCUGAAGCGCCGUCUCAAGAUGGAGAGCUCUCUCGUCGGAAGCCCGAACGAGAUUAGGGAGAUGUUUGCACUGGUUGCGGAGAAAGGCGUGAAGCCAUGGAUUGAAGAGGUCCCUAUGAAGGACGCCAACAAGGCUAUUGUCGAUAUGCACGAAGGCAAGGCCCGAUACCGCUAUGUGCUGGUGAACGAGGAGCACUAA